GUCCAGCCUAGCGGUUCAAUCUGAGGUUCAUUUCCGGUGGGAGUGCCGCGCCCAGUGAGGGCCCGGAAGUGGGGCGCGCGAAGAUUGCUGGGCGGUUCUUGCCGGAAGUGGAGAGCGGCUGAGCGGAGUUCCGAGGAUCUCCGCCAAGUAGCCCAGGGUGGCCUGGAACUUUUGAUCCGCUUGCCUCAAGUCUCCGGAGUAGAUAUUACGCAGGUGGUACAUUAUGGCUGACAUGCAAAAUCUGGUAGAAAGAUUGGAGAGGGCAGUAGGCCGCCUAGAGGCAGUAUCCCAUACCACUGACAUGCAUCUAGGAUAUGGAGACAGUCCUUCAAAAGGAGCAGUUCCAUAUGUGCAAGCAUUUGACUCACUGCUUGCCAGUCCUGUGGCAGAGUACUUGAAGAUCAGUAAAGAGAUUGGAGGAGACGUACAGAAACAUGCAGAGAUGGUCCACACUGGUUUGAAGUUGGAGCGAGCUCUCCUGGUUACAGCUUCUCAGUGUCAGCAGCCAGCUGGUAAUAAGCUUUCUGACCUAUUGGCACCCAUCUCAGAGCAGAUCCAAGAAGUGAUAACUUUUCGGGAGAAGAACAGAGGCAGCAAGUUGUUCAAUCACCUGUCUGCUGUCAGUGAAAGCAUCCAAGCCUUGGGUUGGGUGGCUAUGGCUCCCAAACCUGGUCCUUAUGUGAAAGAAAUGACUGAUGCUGCCAUGUUUUAUACAAACCGAGUCCUUAAGGAAUAUAAAGAUGUGGAUAAGAAACAUGUGGACUGGGUCAAAGCAUACUUGAGUAUAUGGACAGAGCUACAGGCUUAUAUCAAGGAGUUCCAUACCACUGGACUGGCCUGGAGCAAAACGGGGCCUGUGGCAAAAGAACUGAGUGGAUUGCCAUCUGGACCCUCUGUUGGAUCUGGUCCUCCUCCUCCCCCACCAGGCCCACCUCCACCCCCAGUCCCUACCAGUUCAGGCUCUGAUGACUCUGCUUCCCGCUCAGCCCUGUUUGCACAGAUUAAUCAGGGGGAGAGGAUCACACAUGCCCUGAAACACGUAUCUGAUGAUAUGAAGACUCACAAGAACCCUGCCCUGAAGGCUCAGAGUGGCCCAGUACGAAGUGGUCCCAAACCAUUUUCUGCACCUAAACCCCAAACCAUUCCAUCCUCCAAACCAGCCACAAAGGAGCCACCUCUCCUUGAACUGGAGGGCAAGAAGUGGAGAGUGGAAAAUCAGGAGAAUGUUUCCAACCUGGUGAUUGAUGACACAGAACUGAAACAGGUGGCUUACAUAUACAAGUGUGUCAACACGACAUUGCAAAUCAAGGGCAAAAUUAACUCUAUUACAGUAGAUAACUGUAAGAAACUUGGUCUGGUAUUUGAUGACGUGGUGGGCAUCGUGGAGAUAAUCAAUAGUAGGGAUGUCAAAGUUCAGGUAAUGGGUAAAGUGCCAACCAUUUCCAUUAACAAAACAGAUGGCUGCCAUGCUUACCUGAGCAAGAAUUCUUUGGAUUGUGAGAUAGUCAGUGCCAAAUCUUCUGAGAUGAAUGUCCUCAUUCCUACAGAAGGCGGUGACUUUAAUGAGUUCCCAGUCCCUGAGCAGUUCAAGACCCUAUGGAAUGGGCAGAAGUUGGUCACCACAGUGACAGAAAUUGCUGGAUAAGCAAAGUGCCAGUGGGUUCUUUGCCCUCUCCCUUCACACCAUGGGAUAAAUCUGUUAUCAAGACGGUUCUUUUCUAGAUUUCCUCUACCUUUCUGCUCUUAAACUGCUUCUCUGCUCUGAGAAGCCCAGCUACCUGCCUUCACUGAAUAUACCUCAGGCUAAGAUUUGGGGUGGGAUAGCAGGUCAGUUGAUCCUCUGCAGGAAGGUGCAGCUUUUCCAUAUCGGUGUAGCCACACCACCAGUCCAUUCUUAAGGAACUGCAGACCUGGACUGGUGCAAUUUAGCUUUCAGCUUUUGGAGGUUAUUCUUCCAACACACAGUCCUUUGGGAGGAAUAAAACAGUCCCAGGAGUUAACAGAUCAGAAUGUGCACACUAGUUAAUUUUUUUUUUUUUUCCUAACAAUGAGCAUGGAGGUAGCAGAAGCUGGUAUGAUUCCUGAUAGUUUUCCUAACCAAACUAAUUUUUCACUGUUGACAAGUGAGGCAAGGGUUGCAUUGGACCAACAGCUGAGGCUUGGCCAUCUAGCAUUCCAAGCAAACUUUUGUUUCCUUUAAGCAUUCCUUUAUUCUGCAUUCUAUCCUGGGUCUGCCUCAAUCAUGAGACAGUAGGUUCUCCAGUCCUGGCUGCAGUAGCAGUGCUAUGGGUCUUGUACCCUUUCUUUCUCUGGGAUCCCUGCUCAGCACCUUCCUACAGAGAUAACUUUAAAAGAAAAACAUCACGCCAUUCCAAGGAAUGGGGCCCUCCUCCUCCUCCCCUGCUAGGUGCCUGUCAUCCACCUUUGCUGCCUCCUUUUGCGUGUCAUGCUCAACAGCUUAGGGCUCCUGUCCAGAUCCCUGAGCAGAGGACUAAAACCUCCACUGCAGGUUGGUUUUAGGUCUCAAUUUAUGUAAGAAUCUUGCACAGCAUUGCUAAUAUCAGUUUUCCCCUCUAGGACACACUUACCAAAAUAUGCAACUUUUUUUUUUUUUGGUGGGAGGAGAGAUUGUCCUGUGACUUCUACCCAUUUCCUAAGGCCUGUGGAAAUAAACCUUUAUGUACUUAAAGUUAUACAGAAAACAGAAUAAAGUUAAUACCAAACUUG
This is a messenger RNA of Marmota monax (woodchuck), 2727 nucleotides long. It is a transcript of the gene Cap1, whose product is annotated as cyclase associated actin cytoskeleton regulatory protein 1. Gene Ontology annotation, molecular function: actin binding; adenylate cyclase binding. Gene Ontology annotation, biological process: cell morphogenesis; cytoskeleton organization; regulation of adenylate cyclase activity. The record is from RefSeq and is a predicted model, not a curated record. The coding region runs from base 224 to 1645 and encodes 473 amino acids. NCBI's taxonomy places the organism in Eukaryota, Metazoa, Chordata, Mammalia, Rodentia, Sciuridae. The transcript has 14 exons. Gene Ontology annotation, cellular component: cytoplasm.